AUGCCUCGAAAACUGGACAGCGACACGAGGAUCCACUUCCGGACUUACGAGGAUGAGGCACACGCCCAGAAGCGGGCCUUCUGCCUCCACUGCAACAAGGACGCCUGCGCCGACAACAUCCAGCGCAUGAAGAAUCACCUCACCAAGUGCGAGGCCUACCUGAACAGCAGCGGCAGCGAGCCCUCCUUCGCAUUCGACCUGGAUGGCCCCAUCGCGCCCGACACGCCCAUGGCCGGCAUGCCGGGACCCUCUGCCAUUCCCGAGCCCGCCAACGGGGGCGACACCGCCGCACAUGACCCCAGCCUUACUGCCACACCGGGCAUGGCGCCCCCUCCGAGCAGCGGCCCCUCGUCGGCUGUCAUCGGGACGCCCUCGGCUGCGUCCUCUGCCACGCCCUCCGCGGCGAUGAUGAAGGCCAGCCAGGACAGCCUCAACAAGGUGCGCACGGCCAUGGCCAGGUCGACCAAGCGCCUCGAGAGCCUGGAGGCAGUGCUUAAGACGCAGAUCCAGGACGGCAUGCACAAUGCUGCGACGCAUGUCAGGGCUGCCAUCAGAGAUGAGAGGGACCGUCUUUUCAAGCUGUCGCAGACGCUGGUAAAGCAGGAGACAAAAAUCAGGGAUGCCCAGACCGCCAUGGGUGUUCCGAUGUGA
Molecule: messenger RNA, 651 nt
Organism: Diaporthe citri
Lineage: Eukaryota; Fungi; Ascomycota; Sordariomycetes; Diaporthales; Diaporthaceae
Exons: 2
Coding region: 1-651 (216 amino acids)
Source: RefSeq, a predicted model, not a curated record